GAGCAAGUAGGGGGCAAAAGGACAAGAAAGGAAAGUUAUGAUAUCAUCAAUUUAUCGUCUUUACUUCCUCCCUCCAUUCCAAUCUCUCUCAUUUAUUUUCUCCCUCCACCUUCCUCUUUCCUUUCUUCCUUCCAACUCUAAAACAAAUCUUCCCUUUUUUUCCCAGAAAACCCAAACCAACCCCUCUUCUUUUUCUCUCUCUUCUUCAUCUUUCACUCUCCUACUUCCACCAAUCUUCAAUUAACAAACAAUCAAACAAACCCCACAAAAAAAAAAUCGUAAAUUGGUUCAUCAAUUUCCCCAAUCUUCAAUCAAUUGAAUUGAAGAUUGAUUGUCAAAUUCACCAAUGUUUUAAUCAAAUUAAAUCCCCUUUUUCUCAAACCAAAAAACACCCAAUAAUUAGAAAUGAUCCGAAUGUUGCAAUCUCACUACAUUUUGAUCUUCUCUCUAAUCUUAUCUCUUCCAAUGUUCUACUUCUUUGCUCCUCAUUUUCUCUCUCCUCACCCUCGCCAACUCCCAAUUCCUCGCCCAGAUGAACUGGAAGAUCUUUCCCUCUUCAAUCGUGCAAUUUCAUCUUCAUUCUCUUCGCCAUCUUCGUCUUCAACUUUUUCGUUUUCCAGAUUAGGGUCUCACAACCCAACUUUGAAGAUCGCUUUCCUGUUCCUAACACACACUGAUCUCUUCUUCUCUCCUUUGUGGGAUCGUUUCUUCAAUACUAGUUCACCUAAACUGUUCAACAUCUAUGUUCAUGCUGACCCAGAUUCUCAUCUCAAAGACCCAGGUGGGUUUUUCGAUGCUAGAUUUAUACCAAGUAAGCACACUGAACGAUCUUCUGCUACUUUGAUUUCUGCUGCUAAAAGAUUAAUGGCAACUGCUAUAUUAGAUGAUCCUUUGAAUUUCUAUUUUGCGUUGGUUUCUCAAUCCUGUAUACCUUUACAUUCGUUUGAUUAUGUGUAUAAGACCCUUUUAGGUGGGGGGAGUAAGGGGAAUGCUUUUGGAUUUCGACAUGUUCGUCAUAAGAGCUUUAUUGAGAUUCUAGACAAUGAGACUAUUCUUCCCUCGAGGUAUGUUGCUCGAGGGAAGAAUGUGAUGAUGCCUGAGGUACCUUUCGAUCAAUUUCGGGUCGGGUCACAGUUUUUUGUGUUGACUAAGAAGCAUGCUUUGAUGGUUUUGAAGGAUAGGAAAUUGUGGAGGAAGUUUAGGCUUCCUUGUUAUAAGACUGAAUCAUGUUACCCUGAAGAGCAUUAUUUCCCUACAUUGUUGAAUAUGAAAGAUCCUAAUGGUUGUACUCAAUAUACUCUUACAAGGGUUAAUUGGACUGAUAGUGUUAAUGGACAUCCUCAUAUGUACCGUCCGCCUGAGGUGUCGCCCGAGUUGAUCUAUACUCUUCGGCAGUCUAAUUAUACUCAUGAUUACUUGUUCGCGAGGAAGUUCUCACCCGAUUGCUUGAAGCCUUUGAUGGAGAUGGCUGAUACUGUUAUCUUCAAUGACUGAGCAAUUUUGUUUGUGAUGUCUGGUCUUAAAUUUUGUUUUCUUGAAUGGGGAGAGGAUCUGUUGUAGCAACACCUCUGAUGCUUUCCCUUGAGCCAUCAGUAAUUAUCUUGAAGCUGCUCAACUGGAAAAUCAACUGCCAACAGCAAAAUUACCCUGCUGGUAUGUUGGUUCAGAAAUGUCUUGAAUUAUACAAUACCACGGCAAUAAGAGCUAGCUUGACGCUCUUUGUUGUUAGAAGUGCUAGUUUUUUUCUGUACAUAAAUGGUAAAGAAUGUGUUUGUACCAUAUCAUAUCAAGUAGCAUGAAUAUUCGACGGGGGCGGGGCUAUCGACCUUUGUUGAUAUGUAGUGGAAUUCGCAAGUCCCUUGCUCUUAGCCUGUCUGCUCAAUGUAGGCGUAGAGAGAACUCAAAAUUCCGUAUGGCUUUUUAUAAGAUAUGCUCAAUCAGUGUUAGAAUGAUGCCUCAAGGCCUCAAUAGUAAGCUUCGUUUUGGUUUCUUUUUCUUUCUGUUCAAUGUUCUCUUCUUUUGACCCCUAUUUUUCUGGUCAUUUCAACACUUUUGACUAAUAUCUGAGAAUCUCAUGUUGAAUGA
Chenopodium quinoa (quinoa) is the source of this 2085-nucleotide messenger RNA. RefSeq lists its product as uncharacterized. Bases 406 to 1494 code for a protein of 362 amino acids. The transcript has 2 exons. Lineage: Eukaryota; Viridiplantae; Streptophyta; Magnoliopsida; Caryophyllales; Amaranthaceae. The record is from RefSeq and is a predicted model, not a curated record. Gene Ontology annotation, molecular function: glycosyltransferase activity. Gene Ontology annotation, cellular component: membrane.